Messenger RNA from Acanthocheilonema viteae, 830 nucleotides. The record is from the annotation of a GenBank genome assembly. Lineage: Eukaryota; Metazoa; Nematoda; Chromadorea; Rhabditida; Onchocercidae.
UGAAGAUAGAAAAGGGUGAAAAAGGCGAUAAGGGUGACCGCGGUGAACCAGGACCACCGGGAGCAACCGGCCCACAAGGAUCACCUGGAACUUGUCCAAUCAACUGUCAGUCAGGACGUGAUGGACGUGAUGGUAUACCUGGAAGACCAGGAGAUACGGGACCAAUAGGACCAAUGGGACCACCUGGUCCACCAGGACCACCUGGACUACCAGCUCCGGUACUACAAGAAGGAGCAGAAGGAGUUCAAACCAUCGUUGGUCCCACUGGACCACAAGGACCACCUGGACCAAUGGGACCAAGAGGACCACCAGGACCACCAGGUAUCGGUGAACCAGGAUUGCCAGGACCUGCAGGACUUCCAGGCCGCUGCGAGAGAUUGCAUCCCGAGGAUAUCAGAAGAAUUAUUAGCGAUCCUCGAAUUAAAGGUGAAAAAGGUGAUUGCCUCCCAGGAAUACCAAUUCGUCAUUCAAGUGUAAGUAAGGAAACUGAUCCUUAUCAAUAUCGUUAUGCUAUGAAAGGCGAAAAAGGUGAACGUGGUGAAACCGGACCAGUAGGUGCAAUGGGUCCAAUUGGACAACCAGGACCACCUGGUCCUCCUGGACCAGGCGGACCAUCAUCAGCCGCUUAUCCGCAACCAAUACAUACUGCACCUGGAGGAGUUCAAGUCUAUCCAACAACAAUUGAAUUAUUUACCGCUUCACAUGGUAUGCCUAUCGGUUCGCUUACUUUUUGCAUAUCAAAUCAACAAUUAUACGUCCGUGUUAAUGGUGGUUUCAAGGAUAUUAAACUCGAAGGUUUUCAUCCAAUUAUGGAACAUCGCCCAACAGUU